Messenger RNA from Phyllotreta striolata, 2856 nucleotides. The record is from the annotation of a GenBank genome assembly. NCBI's taxonomy places the organism in Eukaryota, Metazoa, Arthropoda, Insecta, Coleoptera, Chrysomelidae.
AUGGCUUUAAAGAAGGUAAAAGGAAAUAUAGAACGUAUGUUUGAUAAGAAUUUAACAGAUCUUGUGAGGGGCAUCAGAAAUAAUAAAGAAAAUGAGGCCAAAUACAUUUCAGAAUGCAUGGAGGAUAUCAAACAAGAACUCAGGCAGGACAACCUAUCAGUUAAAAGCAAUGCCAUUGCUAAACUCACAUAUUUACAAAUGUUGGGGUACGAUAUAUCCUGGGCAGGUUUCAACGUAAUAGAAGUAAUGAGCUCUAAUAAGUUUACAUUGAAAAGAAUUGGAUAUUUGGCUGCUAGUCAAUCCUUUCACUGUGAUUCAGAGUUAUUAAUGCUAACUACGAAUAUGAUUAGAAAAGAAUUGAAUUCUCAAAACCAGUACGAAGCAGGAUUAGCUUUAACGUCUCUAAGUUGCUACAUUAGCACCGAUCUAGCCCGAGAUUUGUCCAAUGAUAUCCUAACUUUGCUCAGUUCUACGAAACCGUACAUAAGAAAAAAGGCUGUUUUAAUGAUGUAUAAAGUUUUCCUAAAGUAUCCCGAUGCCUUGAGACCUGCCUUUCCUAAACUAAAAGAGAAACUGGAAGAUCCUGAUCCUGGAGUUCAAUCGGCUGCGGUUAAUGUUGUUUGCGAGCUGGCGAGGAAAAAUCCCAAGAACUAUCUCAGUCUAGCCCCUGUUUUUUUCAAACUUAUGACGACAAGUACAAACAACUGGAUGCUUAUCAAAAUCAUUAAACUGUUUGGUGCCCUUACUCCUUUAGAACCUAGGCUAGGUAAAAAAUUAAUUGAACCCCUUACAAAUCUCAUACACAGCACAUCGGCGAUGAGCCUGCUGUACGAAUGUAUAAAUACAGUAAUAGCUGUCCUUAUCAGUAUAUCGUCGGGUAUGCCCAAUCAUGCGGCGAGCAUACAACUUUGCGUCCAAAAAUUGAGGAUAUUAAUCGAAGAUUCCGAUCAAAAUUUGAAAUAUUUAGGAUUAUUAGCUAUGUCUAAAAUAUUGAAAACCCAUCCGAAAAGCGUACAAGCCCACAAAGAUCUUAUUUUGCAAUGCCUCGAAGAUAAAGACGAGUCCAUUCGAUUGAGAGCUUUGGAUUUGUUGUACGGAAUGGUUUCCAAAAAGAACCUCAUGGAAAUCGUGAAGAAACUGAUGGUGCACAUGGACAAAGCCGAAGGCACCGUCUACCGCGACGAAUUACUGAGCAAGAUAAUUCUGAUAUGCUCCCAAAACAACUACCAGUUCAUCACGAACUUCGAAUGGUACGUGACCGUUCUAGUCGAACUGGCCCAAAUGGAAUUCGGCUCAAAACAAGGCCACAUCAUCGGGGCGCAAUUGAUGGACGUCUGCAUUCGAGUGCAAGCCAUCCGUUCGUUCACCGUAGCCGAAAUGGCCCAAAUACUGGACAUUUACACCUCCACGUCGCAGUUCACCAUCAUGCAGGAGGUCCUCUACGCGGCCGCUUGGCUCUGCGGUGAAUUCGUCGAGGAGCUGAAGUAUCCGGAGCAAACGCUCAAAGCGAUGGCGAAGUACAAAAUGCUGCCGCAACAUAUCGAAUCCGUCUUCAUCCAGAACAUCCUGAAGGUGUUCACGUUCGUCGUGCGCAAGUACGAGACGAACGAACAGUACGAGGAUUGCCUCAGGAUAUGCUCGUCGGUGGCCGAUAAGUUGAACGAAAGCAUCAAAUCCGGCGAGCUGGAGGUGCAAGAAAGGGCCAGCACCUCGUUGAUGAUCAUCAAGAUAGUCCAAGAGGAGUUCAAGAGGAAGCAAUCUGGUGAUGCUAGUAACGAUAAUCUGGUGGAAGCGGGCGAUGGUGAUAAUAAAAACGCUUCGUUGAUAUCGAACGAAUUGAGGAAUUUGUUCAGCGGGGAAUUGAAUCCUGUGGCGCCGAAAGCGCAGAAAAAAGUGCCCGUACCCGAAGGUUUGGAUUUAGACGCUUGGAUUAACGAUCCCGUGUACGAUACAGAUUCGGACAGCGAACCGGAGAUAGUCGAGAAUCUGUUCAUCAAACCGGAGAAAUCCAAAACCAUCCACUACCACGAACCCACCGAAGAGGAAAUGAAAAAGAGCCGCGAGGCCAGGAAGUACGAGCAACAGAACAAUCCGCACUACCUGAAGAACGACGCGAUCGAGCGCAACGGCAACGGCGCCAGCGACAACUACGACAACGUGCCGAUGGCGGAGCUCACGCUGAACGUGCCGCUGAAGGUGAUGGGCCCGAAGCGGUCGGACAAGUACCUCGAUUCGAACGCCGGCAAAGCGUCGAAGAAGAAGCGUGGCAAGAAGAAGAAGUACAAAUCCGAAAGUUCUUCCGAUGAGGAAAUCAACCAAGGUCCCGCGAUAGAAAUCAAAAGGGACAUGGAACUUCCAGAAGGAGCGACCCUUUCCGACGGUGACAGCGAUCGUUCGCAAAACGACGAUCCUCACAGGGCGUUGGAUAUCGAUUUGAAUUUGCCUGCGUACGAUUAUUCGGCCAAGCCGGAGAAAGAGGAGAAACCGUCGAAGGCGAAAAAGGACAAGAAACACAAGAAGAAAUCGUCGGAGAAGGAGAAAUCGCGCAAAGACAAUAAGGAUAAGCAACCGAAGGAAAUUUCAACGGGCAGCAAUAGGGUAGUAAAGGAAAAAUCUAGUAAAAAGAAGCAUGAUAGGCAUAAAUCGAAAGUCCCCAAGGAAUCGAAGGAAGCUAAUCUGUUAGGUUUGGAAGAGGAUAACGUCGUCAAAUCGGAGGAAGUGAAAGAAGUUAAGAAGGAAAAGAAGGAGAAGAAACCCAAAGAUAUAAAGGAAAAAGGCGAAAAGAAGAAGAAAAAGUCCAGUUCCGGUUACGAAGAAGCUUUAGGAAUAUCGACACCCAGUAAAGAGUUCCAAUAA